This is a messenger RNA of Trichoderma gamsii, 261 nucleotides long. RefSeq lists its product as hypothetical. The record is from RefSeq and is a predicted model, not a curated record. The transcript has a single exon. Bases 1 to 261 code for a protein of 86 amino acids. Lineage: Eukaryota; Fungi; Ascomycota; Sordariomycetes; Hypocreales; Hypocreaceae.
AUGGUUCCCCAAGGGGCCAUCAAUUGCCCUGGCCAGACUCAUGUCCUCUGUCGGCUCAUAGACGUGAGCGAUACAAGCGGCGCUGAGCCGCUGCCUAAACAUCUGGCCGAUAUGAGACUGAGGUUUUGGGUCGGUCGCGCUGAGGACGAUGAGACGGCUCCCGUCUACAGUGCUUUCAUGUUGGCACAAGACCAGGCGCCAUCUUCCGAGAAGUUGGCAACUGUUUCGCAGAGCGUAUCUGAGAGCACGCCAUCAUUGUAA